Oncorhynchus masou masou (cherry salmon) is the source of this 3396-nucleotide messenger RNA. RefSeq names its product protein kinase C delta type-like. The transcript has 17 exons. The coding region runs from base 278 to 2338 and encodes 686 amino acids. Gene Ontology annotation, molecular function: diacylglycerol-dependent serine/threonine kinase activity; ATP binding. The record is from RefSeq and is a predicted model, not a curated record. Lineage: Eukaryota; Metazoa; Chordata; Actinopteri; Salmoniformes; Salmonidae. Gene Ontology annotation, biological process: intracellular signal transduction; peptidyl-serine phosphorylation.
CACCUCCCCCGACUUCACUCCUCGACUUUCGUCUACAGUCGGUUGCUUUCGCCUCACCACUCAAACGAAACCCCUCUCUCUCUCCCCCUCUGCGAAUGCACCUGCCCGACGUCACCAAUGACAAGCCUGCGAGUGAGCGAACGGUCGAAUGUUUCCUCAAACACACUCUAUAUUUCCAGUGUAAGAUCCCUGUCAGUCUAGGUGCCGAGCACAAGGGAAAGCAAACUUGAUCAGGAACACUUUGAACACGAAGGAGGCUGCUGACUGAGUGGUCACCAUGGAGCCCUUCCUGCGCAUCGCCUUUAAUGCGUUUGAUGUGGGAGUCCUGCCCCCCUCGACUAACGCUCCUUUCUGUGCCAUUAAGAUGAAGGAGUCCUUCAGCACAGAGCGAGGGAAGACCCUGGUCCAGAGGAAACCCACUAUGUACCCAGCCUGGAAGUCCUGCUUCGACGCCCACAUCUACGAGGGCCGUGUCCUGCAGGUGAUUCUGAUGAAGACCACAGAGGAACCAUUAGCCGAGGCCACGGUGGGCGUGUCCGUGCUGGCCGAGCGCUGUAAGAAGGGCAAUGGAUGUGCUGAAUUCUGGGUAGACCUGCAGCCUUCUGGGAAGGUUCAAAUGGCCAUCCAGUUCUUUACGCAGGACACAGACACAGCAGCAGCGUUUAAAUCGACAGUGAAGAUGCGCGAAGUGGUGGACGAGCCGAAGACACUGAACCGAAGGAGAGCCAUUAAACAGCCCAAGGUGCACUUCAUCAAGAACCAUGAAUUCACCGCCACCUUCUUCGGACAGCCCACCUUCUGCUCUGUCUGCAGGGAGUUUGUCUGGGGACUCAACAAGCAAGGCUACAAGUGCCGACAAUGCAACGCGGCUAUCCACAAGAAAUGCAUCGACAAAAUCAUUGGGAGAUGCACCGGAACAGCAGAGAACAGUAGAGACACUGUGUUCCAGAAGGAGCGCUUUAAGAUCGACAUGCCGCAUCGCUUCAAGAGCCACAACUACAUGAGCCCUACCUUCUGUGACCACUGUGGCAGCAUGCUGUGGGGAAUGGUCAAGCAGGGCAUCAAGUGUGAAGAUUGUUCCAUGAACAUCCAUCACAAGUGUCAGAAGAAAGUGGGCAAUCUCUGUGGAAUCAACCAGAAACUUCUGUCUGAGGCCCUCAACCAAGUUAGCCAGAAAUCCAUAAGUAGGUCUGAAUCCAACAAAUCCGAGUCAACGGACAUUGGAAUCGACCAGGACUUCAACAAAAGCCCAGGAGCGGACCCUAGUGAAGCCAAUGAGAAGCUGUGGGAGGGUAGUAAGGUCCCUGCCCCCACCAACAUCACUCCCACGAUCCACCUCACCAUCGAUGACUUUGUGUUCCACAAGGUGCUGGGCAAGGGCAGCUUUGGCAAGGUCCUGCUGGCUGAGCUGAAGGGGAGAGGGCAGUACUUUGCUGUGAAGGCCCUGAAGAAAGAUGUGGUUCUGAUGGAUGACGAUGUGGAGUGUACCAUGGUGGAGAAGAGAGUCCUGGCCCUGGCCUGGGACAACCCCUUCCUCGCACACCUCUACUCCACCUUCCAGAGCCGGGAACACCUGUUUUUCGUGAUGGAGUACCUGAAUGGAGGGGAUCUGAUGUUCCACAUACAAGAUAAGGGUCGCUUUGAUCUCCACAGAGCCACGUUCUACUCAGCAGAAAUUGUAAUUGGACUGCAGUUCCUCCAUUCCAAAGGAAUUAUUUACAGGGACCUGAAGCUGGACAAUGUGAUGCUGGACAGGGACGGCCACAUUAAGAUUGCUGACUUUGGGAUGUGCAAGGAGAACAUGUUUGGAGAGAAUCGGGCCACCACUUUCUGUGGGACGCCAGACUACAUUGCACCAGAGAUCCUGCUGGGACAGAAGUACACCUUCUCCGUGGAUUGGUGGUCGUUUGGCGUGCUGGUGUAUGAGAUGCUGAUUGGCCAGUCUCCAUUCCAGGGUGAUGACGAGGAAGAGCUCUUUGAGUCCAUCAGGAUGGACGUGCCUCACUACCCUGGCUGGCUCACCAAGGAGGCCAAGGACCUGCUGGAGAGGCUGUUUGAACGAGACCCUAGUAACAGACUAGGGGUGGUGGGGAACAUCCAAGGACACUCCUUCUUCAAGACCCUCAAUUGGCCUGCCCUGGAGAAGAGAGAGCUGGAACCCCCCUUCAAACCUAAAGUGAAAGCGCCCAAUGACUGCAGCAACUUUGACCGGGAGUUCCUGCGUGAGAAGCCCCGCCUCUCCCACGCGGACAAGAACCUGAUGGACUCUAUGGACCAGGCGGCCUUUGCAGGCUUCUCUUUCAUCAACCCCAAGAUGGAAUGCAUUAUGGUCAAUUGAAGGCACAACAUGAUUCCUCCAUCUAUCCAUUAUAAAGGAAGGAAGGAAGGAAGGAAGGAAGGAAGGAAGGAAGGAAGGAAGGAAGGAAGGAAGGAAGGAAGGAAGGAAGGAAGGAAGGAAGGAAGGAAGGAAGGAAGGAAGGAACCAGUAUAGCAUUUAUCACUGUGGUGGGUCCAAUCAAUAGUGGUGUCUUUCUUUUCCUUGUGAUCAAAUAUUGAAUCCAUAUGAAUCAGUCCAUAUACUGUACUUUAUCCCCCAACAACACUUGCACCACCCCAUAACUCAGACUGUUUAAUAUUUUGCAUGCUGGGAAGUCAGGGAUCAAAUGUGGCUCUAUUAUCACACCCCUGUGUGCCCUACCUACUGUCUGUCACUCUUUCCUGUCCUGAGCAUUCACAUAAUACUUUGUGUCUGUGCGUGUCAGCACUCGCUGUGCGUAAAUGCAUAAAUGAAUGUGUCUUUGUGAGUGACAGCAUGAAUGUCUAGUAUUUCCCCCGAGCUGUAGCAGUUACUCUGAUUUGGAGUCACAUGCUGGUGCCAGUUAUGAAUUGUCUAUAAUGAAAAAAAAAGUUUGGACUUUUUCAGGUACAAAAUGAAAGGAUGCUGCAUACAAAAUACCCAAGAAACAGGACCAGUAGAGAACGCACAGAUGUACGCUGGCAUGGAUAGUCUCAUUCCCCUCUCACCGUGUGGAUCUAGCUGCCUAUCCACACGGUAUAAAACUAAGGGUUUGCAACCAGUACUGUAACUUCCCCACUUUCCUGAACCAACUGCAGCUACUCUGAUUAAGACCUGAGUAAGUGUGAAACAGAGUGGAACAUCUUUUUGAAGGGAGUAAGUUUAAUGGUACUAGACGGUGUGUCGUUUUAAAGGAUAUGGGUGUGUUGGGGGGUAUUCCAUUGGCAAAAGGAUGGAUAAUUGGGUCUUGUGUUACUUGAAAGUAUUGUCAGAGGCAUCAUGCCCAUCGGGGCACAAGGGCCUCCUCACGUUACAUUAUUUAUAAAUAUCAUUUUUAAGCCAAUCAUUCAAAUGUAUUUAUAAAGCCCUUUUUUACAUCA